Molecule: messenger RNA, 3734 nt
Organism: Bombyx mandarina (wild silkworm)
Lineage: Eukaryota; Metazoa; Arthropoda; Insecta; Lepidoptera; Bombycidae
Product: adhesion molecule nephrin
Molecular function (GO): protein binding
Source: RefSeq, a predicted model, not a curated record
GCCAUUAAUAUCGUCUCGAGUUAAACACGAAAACUGUAUUUUUCGAAUCAUAUUAUUUGUAAUUUUUUUUGCUCUGAUUUUCAGUGCUCGUCCUUGUUCAGAGAUUUUGCUGUCGAGUGUACUACGAGCAAAGUCUCGUAUUUUUUUUCAUUAUUUUCACUUUUCCUCGUUUGAAUAUUUAAUGAACUUCUGAGCACGAAUGUACUUUGUUGUUUUCUAUUUAAUUUUAAUGUGUACUGUUUUGUGUGAUUCCUGUUUUUCAUCGAUUAUAGCAGUGCUUGAAACAUAAAAAAAAAUAUCCGACUGGAAACGCGAAUAGGCGAAUUAAUAGCUAGUGACAAGUGUGAAAGUCCAUAUGUGAAUAUAUAUUAGUUUUUAAUGUUAGUUAGAGAAAAAUACCGAAAUGCAUAUAGCAGUGGGCGUUCAAAGGACUCUGCUCGCUUUCGUUCUACUGGCUCUGAGUAAUUCGCCUUCAGCCACGCAAAACACUUUUAUCACUGGUAGUCCGAUGUCGUCGGUAACGGGCACAGUGACAAGAGUAGCGGCGGUCGUAGGCGGGGAGGCUAAUUUACCCUGCGACAGUCGCCCGCCACAGCGCAACGAUAGCAUGCUGCUAGUCGUUUGGUACCGAGAUGACAAUCCAGUUUACAGCUAUGACACUCGAGUGCUCGGGCCGUCUGCUCACUGGACUGACGAGCCCUUCGCAAACCGAGCCCGCUGGUAUAGCACGCCGUCUUCUGGACUCCACGUGGAUGCUGUACAGGCCCGAGACAGAGCCGUCUACAGAUGCAGGGUCGAUUUCCAAAUCUCACCCACCAGGAACUACAGGAUUGCACUUGAUGUAAUAGAGCUCCCGAAUAAGCCGGUUAUCUUUGACGAAUUCGGCAAGGAAAUAUCCGGUGCGGCGGGCCCUUACAACGAGGGUGGGGACUUCAAACUUAUUUGUUCAGUAAACGGGGGUACACCCACUCCAAGAGUACAAUGGCUGCACGGAGACACAGUUUUAACGACUUUGGGAGCCAGCGACCUUCAACCUUCGGGGAUGACCAGAACUCUAGUACUAGUUGUGAAGAACGCUACUAGGUUGCAUUUGUCUGCUGUUUACACUUGCACGGCUGACAACACACUGUUGUCUACACCGCAGAAGACUAGCGUUCGAGUGGAUCUGUAUUUGAGGCCGCUAUCAGUCGAAAUUUUAUCAAAAGAACAGCCGCUCUCCGUGGGCAGAAAGACUGAGCUUUGGUGCCGGUCUACAGGGGCACGACCCCCUGCUAAUAUCACUUGGUGGCUUGAUGGAAAACCGCUGCACUCUAUCAGCAAACAGAAAAAGGAUACAAACGAAAGCCAGUCGUUGCUCGAAUGGGUCCCCAUGAAAGAGCACAACGGGAAGGUACUCACAUGCAGAGCUGAACAUGUUCGCUUCAAUCACUCCACCAUUGAAAGCAAGCUACCUUUGAAUAUUUACUACGUUCCCAUUACAAGAAUGGAGCUUGGCUCGAAGAUGAAUCCAAAUGAUAUUGAAGAAGGCGACGAUGUUUACUUCGGGUGCGACGUUGACGCAAAUCCACCAGCGUACAAAGUCAUAUGGGAGCAUAACGAGGUUCUUCUACAACACAAUCCAUCGAACGGUGUAAUCUUGACCGGGAACACGAACCUGGCGGUCCGAAACGUAUCGAGACACCAAGCGGGAAACUACACUUGCACAGCAUCUAACGUGGAGGGUGACGGAAAAUCUCCUCCACUGCAUUUACAAAUAGUUUACAAACCGCUCUGUCGGAAGAGAGAAAUGAAAAUGAUUGGAGCUGCUCUCCAAGAACCGACGAAGGUUAUCUGCGAGGUAGACGCAUAUCCUCCACCGGACACUUUCGAAUGGACGUUGAACAGUUCUGCUGGAUCCAUCAGGGUUGAUGCUGAACGUUUCACGGUGGAAGUAAAGGAGGGUCGUUCAGUAUUAACUUACAUGCCGGUGUCGGACGUCGACUAUGGCACGUUGUCGUGCCGCGCGACGAACUUGGCUGGACAGCAGCCGAUGCCGUGCCUCUACACUUUAUUACCGGCGACGCGUCCCGAUCAGCCAACUAACUGCACUGUUUACAACCUCACCGACGACUCUCUGGACCUCGCCUGUAUUGCUGGAUACGAAGGAGGUCUACGUUGUGUUUACGUAUUAGAAGUCUGGACCAACGAGGGUCUGUUGGUGAACGUGAGUAAUGGUGCUGCCUUAUGGAACCUAAGAAGAUUGGGAGCAGCAAGACUUUUGCGUUUGGUUGUAUAUGCCGCGAAUUCUAGAGGGAGGUCCGAGCACGUCUCAUUCACUGUUGAAACUGCACCGAGAUUAGCUCCAAGGACGGAAGCGCAAGCGGCAUGGGAAGUGAACUGGGCUGUCGGCGGUGCUUUGUGCUUCAUCACGGUGAUCGGUGUGAUUGUCUGUCUCGCAAUGACCGUUUUCAAAUUGAGAAAUAGAGCAAGAGACUACGAAGUCACCAUACCUUCAUUAAAGAACCAAAAAGUAUUACCGCCAAAGAGGAACUCUCCUCACGGGCAAGACGACAGAAAUCCAGACAUCAUUCCACUAAGCAAAGGACUGGCAGGAUGUCCGCCCGAUCCGCCUAUGUAUUCGGCGGUGACGUCAUCAGACCCAAAGAACUCGAACAGCGCCCACAGUUUGGCUCGCACGCUAUCACCGACCACGCCGGCUUCGUCGCACGCUCAAUACACUGACACGCAGAGUGAAUCAAGUCGAAACGGAGCAAACGGAGUUUUGAGAUCUCACAGAGAAGUCGUCACAACGAGAACGCCUCUACUCGCGGCGCAUCAAGAAAGCUGUGUUUAAAAUUUCAAUUUGAUGUACAUAUAAUUACGAGGAAAGUUAAGGAAUCUUCAAUUUUAAAAUAUGUGUCAUAAUGAUUAGUUUUGAUUAAAGGUUGUUUUUACAGAUAUUAGUAGUAAACCGGUUCUGUUUACAAUUAAUCGUUAAAUAAUAUUAGUAUUUAUAUUUUCUGGUCAAGAGUGUAUUAUAACUUAAUGGAAAAAAAAAUCAAUUUAGUUUUACGGAUAAAAUGAUUUGUAUCUUCAAAUAAACGACUGAUGGGGAAAUGUUAAUUAAAUAAUUUAGAAUAAUUUGUCGUAAUAUAACAAUUAAUUACUCUUUAAGAGGUACAAUGAAGGCUCUAAGCUGUAGAUAAUUUUAGAUAAUUAUGUGUAUAUAUUAUAAAUGCUUUUUUUUAUUAUUUUUUCGAUAUCUCUUUUUUUCGACCCUUUCAUAGCAUUAUUGUCAUAUCGAGAACAUACAUAAUAGUUUUUUUUUUUUGUACAGAACAUGAUAAAUUGAUAAAAAACAAUUAAAGAAAAUACCUAGAUCGAAUCAUAAUAGUUCAAAGCCUAAGGAACUUUCAUUCAAUAUUGUGUCUUGCUUUGACUUCAAAUUAUCGAUUUGAGACAUUGUCGUUUAAAUCGUUUUGGAAUAAUUUUUUGGGAAAAAAAACUUUAUUUAUACGACUUAGAGCAAUUUUCAAUGACCGAUGCGAUAACGAUAUUUCGAGGUUGACGCAGAGUAUUCGAUAUGGUUUAGAUAAAGUAUAAGGAGCAGUUUCCUUAGCUCUAAAGUGUAAUCACAACUAUUCCGAUCUACAGACCCAUACAAUAAUAUAUUCUAUGUACAUUCAUUUAACUAUCUUACUGGUGGUAGGACCACUUGAGAGUCCGCACGGGUAGGUACCACCACUCUGCCUAUU